UUUCUCCCGUUUUAGGGUUUUUGUGCUUUUUCACUGUUUUUUUGUCCUUAAACCGAUAAUCGGCUAUCCUUGCUUACACAUUGCAAAAUGGGCAGGGAGGACAAGGCCACGUGGAAGAACAACUAUUUCACGAAGCUAAUUCAACUGCUGGAUGAAUACCCCAAGUGCUUCAUCGUUGGAGCCGAUAAUGUGGGGUCCAAGCAGAUGCAGAACAUCAGGAUCUCUCUUCGAGAUAAGGCUGUUGUGCUUAUGGGAAAGAACACCAUGAUCCGCAAGGCCAUUAAGGGCCACCUCGAAAACAACCCAGGGCUCGAGAAGUUGUUGCCGCACAUUCGUGGGAACGUCGGAUUUGUUUUCACGAAGGAGGAGCUGACCGACAUUCGUGAGGUGCUUUUGCUGAACAAAGUCCAAGCACCUGCUCGUGCUGGCGGUAGCGCCCCGUGCGAUGUCGUCAUCCCUGCUCAGAACACCGGUCUGGGACCUGAAAAGACCUCUUUCUUUCAAGCUUUGUCUAUUCCCACGAAAAUCUCGAAGGGAACGAUUGAAAUCAUCAACGAUGUCAACUUGAUUAAGGAGGGCGACAGAGUCGGUGCCUCAGAAGCUACACUCCUGAACAUGUUGAACGUGUCUCCGUUCACUUUCGGUCUCGUCAUCGAACAAGUGUACGACUCUGGUACCGUCUUUGAGCCAGCAAUUCUGGACAUCACAUCGGACGACUUGCGGAAGCGUUUUAUCGCCGGCUGCAUGAACAUCGCAGGAGUGUGUUUGGACAUCGGCUACCCAACGGUGGCUUCAGUCCCGCAUUCCAUCAUCAAUGGCUUCAAGAACCUUCUCGCUGUUGCGGCUGAGACCGAAGUCACAUUCAAGCAAGCUGAAACGGUCAAGGCCUAUUUGGCCGACCCGUCGAAGUUCGCCGUCGCCGCCGCUGCUCCGGCGGCCGCCUCUUCCGCUGCCGCCCCGGCCGAAGCCAAGAAGGAAGAGAAGAAGGAGGAGUCCGAAGACAGUGACGCUGAGGGAAUGGGACUUGACUUGUUCGGUUAA
Messenger RNA from Notodromas monacha, 1041 nucleotides. NCBI's taxonomy places the organism in Eukaryota, Metazoa, Arthropoda, Ostracoda, Podocopida, Cyprididae. The record is from the annotation of a GenBank genome assembly.